AUGUCCACCGAAGACGCGUGGACGACGGUGACGCGAAAGUCAUCGCGAUCGAUCUCUCGUCGCGACGAGGCGCGGUUGCAGCGCGCGGCCGCGAAGACGAACCUCGGCGAGGCUGCGCGCGCGCGAGAGCUCGAGCUGGACGACAACGAACUCACCGAACGCGUCGACGCGCUCCGCGGGAAGAUUCGACGCGCGCGCGAGGACGUCGAGCGGGCGUCGUUCGUGCGUCGAGCCGUGGACGCGAUCGAGAGUGCGGUGCGAGCGCGGUCGAGGGGGCGCCGAGCGACGGUGCUCGCGUUGGGGUUGGGGUCGCCUUCGACGAGCGCGGCGACGAGAUGUCAACUCGCGUUCGCGACGGUCGUCACUGAGGCGUUGAGCGACGCGAGUGAGACGCCCGCUCGAUUGUUGGCGUACGACCCGUGCUUCACGCUCGUAGACGAGCGCGCGAUGAAGGCGGAGGCGGCGUGCGAGACGUUGGAUCGAACGCGGUGCGACGCGUACGUCGAGGCGACGACGAACGGUGAUGACGACGAUGGGUUCUUGGUGUUUUACAUGCCACACUGCGAGGGACAUCUGUACGAGUCCGUCGUCCAGGCGCGAUGGAGCGUGCAGGGUAUGCGGGAGUUCGUGUGCGUCGGGAACACGUUCGAGACGUACGCCGAGCGAUGGAAGACAAAAAACGCGGAUCCGGAGAAAAAGCGACCGUCGCGCGUGAUCGCGGCGUCUAGCAUAGCGAAUUCGAUGCUCGUGGAUCCGGGAGACACGUUUGCGGUGCAGGGCGCGUUCAACGAUACGAGCGUUCAAACAUUUGACGUCGACAAAUUGUUGCCGGUAUUUCUUGAAAACUAG
Messenger RNA from Ostreococcus tauri, 849 nucleotides. RefSeq names its product Sensitivity To Red Light Reduced-like, SRR1. NCBI's taxonomy places the organism in Eukaryota, Viridiplantae, Chlorophyta, Mamiellophyceae, Mamiellales, Bathycoccaceae. Gene Ontology annotation, biological process: microtubule-based process. The record is from RefSeq and is a predicted model, not a curated record. Gene Ontology annotation, cellular component: nucleus; cytoplasm. Bases 1 to 849 code for a protein of 282 amino acids. The transcript has a single exon.